This is a messenger RNA of Quercus lobata, 879 nucleotides long. RefSeq lists its product as uncharacterized. The transcript has 2 exons. NCBI's taxonomy places the organism in Eukaryota, Viridiplantae, Streptophyta, Magnoliopsida, Fagales, Fagaceae. The coding region runs from base 1 to 879 and encodes 292 amino acids. The record is from RefSeq and is a predicted model, not a curated record.
AUGCUUUGGAGGGGAAUUACUACAAACGAAAAAGAAAAUGCGCCCAGACCUCCAAAUGAUUGCGAAGAAAUAAUUAUUGACCUUCCACCACAAGUCCUGGAGCCACCACCCCAGUGGGCCAAGUGUUGCAUCUACAGAGUCCCCAAGAGACUUCGCCAGGUAAAGGGGGAGUCCUACACACCAAAGCUAAUCUCAAUAGGCCCUUUUCACCACGAUAAAGAAGAACUAAAGGACAUGGAAAAGCUGAAAUUGACAUACUACAUGGAAUUCCUUCAACGGACUGGGACAGAACCACGGGAUAUAGCUAGUAUCAUUGCAAAGAGGCAACAGAAAAUUAUCUAUUGUUAUGAUGGGCGCUUAGAGAUCAGCAGCCAAGAUAUAUUGAAAAUUGUUCUAUUAGAUUCCAUCUUUAUCAUUGAGUAUUUCGUUAGGGCUACUGCUGGAGGAGAAAAUAGGAACAAUCAAAUGGAACAUAAUAGAACUGAGGACCUUUUCAGAAACAUAAUGGCUCUGGAGCAGUGUCAUUAUCCAUUGAAAGCGUACUUAUGCAAUUAUAUGGUGCUAUUGGAUCAUCUUAUCAACACUAGCGAAGAUGUAGAGUUGCUUGCUGACAACGGGAUUAUUGUUAACGCUCUAGGAAGCUAUGAAGUAGUUGCCACUAUGGUUAACAGAAUUGCUGUUGAAAUUGUGGAAGAAAAUUCCUGUUACAGUGAUGUUGCUAAAGAUCUUAAGAACCACUAUCGGAAAGGUUGCAACCGUAAUAUUGGAUACUUGAAAAGUCCCUAUUUCUCCAAUCUCUGGAGAGGUACUGCAACUGUUGUUGGUCUUAUAAUCUUGGGAUUCACUCUCUGGGAUUUCGUUAGGUCUACAGUCAAAUAG